Molecule: messenger RNA, 936 nt
Organism: Nannospalax galili (Upper Galilee mountains blind mole rat)
Lineage: Eukaryota; Metazoa; Chordata; Mammalia; Rodentia; Spalacidae
Product: olfactory receptor 5W2-like
Exons: 1
Coding region: 4-936 (310 amino acids)
Biological process (GO): G protein-coupled receptor signaling pathway; sensory perception of smell
Cellular component (GO): membrane
Molecular function (GO): odorant binding; G protein-coupled receptor activity; olfactory receptor activity
Source: RefSeq, a predicted model, not a curated record
AAGAUGGACAAGGACAAUUGUUCCUCAUUGACAGAAUUCAUAUUACUUGGAAUUUCCAACAACUCUGAUAUGAAAGUGGUUCUAUUUACCAUGUUUCUUCUUGUCUACGUCAUUAAUCUUGUGGGAAAUGUUGGAAUGAUUGCUCUAAUUCGAGCCGAUCCCCAGCUCCACACACCCAUGUACUUCUUCCUCAGUAACCUCUCCUUCUGCGAUCUCUGCUAUUCCACGGCAGUUGGACCCAAGAUGCUGGCUGAUAUAUUUGGCAAGGACAAGUCAAUUCCUUUCUUUGGCUGCGCUCUGCAAUUCUUCAUUUCCUGUACAUUUGUGGAUUCUGAGUGCAUUCUGCUGGCAGUGAUGGCCUUUGAUAGGUACCAGGCCAUCAGCAACCCGCUGCUCUAUACAGCAAACAUGUCCAGCCAGCUGUGCACCCUGCUCAUGGCUGGAGUUUACCUAGCAGGCGUGGCAGAUUCUCUGAUCCACACGACAUUAACGUUCCACUUAUGCUUCUGUCGGUCUAAUGAGAUCGAUCAUUUCUUUUGUGAUAUCCCUCCCAUCUUAAUACUGUCUUGCUCAGACACGCAGGUAAAUGAGUUGGCAAUAUUUACCAUUUUUGGGUUUAUUGAACUAAGCACCAUCUCAGGAGUCUUUGUUUCCUAUUGUUACAUCAUCUUAUCGGUCCUAAAGAUUCGCUCUGCUGAGGGGAGAUUCAAAGCCUUCUCCACCUGUGCCUCUCACUUAACUGCGGUUGCAAUUUUCCAGGGAACUGUACUCUUCAUGUAUUUCCGGCCAAGUUCUUCUUAUUCCCUAGAUCAAGACAAAAUGAGCUCUUUGUUUUAUACUCUUGUGAUUCCCAUGCUGAAUCCUCUGAUUUACAGCCUGAGGAACAAGGAUGUGAAAGAUGCCCUGCAGAGAAUGAAAACUAAAAGGUGCUCUUGA